Pyricularia oryzae 70-15 is the source of this 1465-nucleotide messenger RNA. RefSeq lists its product as uncharacterized. The transcript has 2 exons. Gene Ontology annotation, biological process: mitotic cytokinesis; actomyosin structure organization. Gene Ontology annotation, molecular function: calcium ion binding; myosin heavy chain binding; cytoskeletal motor regulator activity. Gene Ontology annotation, cellular component: myosin II complex; cytoplasm. The record is from RefSeq and is a predicted model, not a curated record. Bases 288 to 1142 code for a protein of 284 amino acids. Lineage: Eukaryota; Fungi; Ascomycota; Sordariomycetes; Magnaporthales; Pyriculariaceae.
UUCGCCUUGAGGUCAAUUUGGAGUAACCUUUGUUGGCGUCUUCACUUUGGUAAACUUGUCUUUCCAAUGAACCGUUGAUCAAUGAAUGUUAGCCAACACAUAUUGCAACAAGAGCAUCUAUUGACACGAUCACCUUGAAAAUACCAUCGUAGCACACUAAGCUAGUACUUUAUUGCUGAACCACCCUAUUCCAAAACAUUUUCGGCAGAUCGUAUGCUGCGACAGGCCCGCCGUAGCCACGAAGACAACAGUCAUCACACCAUCAAGAUAAUUCUUUACACAUAGCAAUGGCGUCCGCAGGCCCAGGGUACAAGCCCUCGUCAUUCAGCUCCGGCUCACAGCGCGCCUCGCCCUUCCGAAGACCCUCAUCACCAGCUUCUCCUUCACCGCUAAGACAGUCCACCCCGUUAGGCUCUCCCACUCGUGCUGGAACACAGUCUGUUGCUGGUUCUAGAUUAUCCUAUCAGUCGACACCAGCAACCGCGGAGACAUGGACACCCAAGGCACAAUUCAAUCUUCCCGACACGAGGGCCAGUACAGCAACAGCGUCACGACCACCUCUCAAGACCUCAAACUCAAGGGGUGUGGGCAGUAACAACGCCAUGUCACAGUUACCACCUUCACAGGUGCGGAUGCUUAGAGAGGGAUUCCAGAUCCUCGACCGUGACAGUGACGGCGUCGUCGGUAGAGAGGAUGUCGCUGACAUGUUGACCCAGCUAGGUCUCCCUGCCAACCCCUCCGAUGUAUCGCCGUUCUUCCCGCCAGCGUCACCGCAAACCACCACGCUCGCCGCAUUCCUCAGCUCACUAUCUGCGGUACUUGCCGCCUUGUCGCCUAGCGCCGAGCUGCUUUCUGCGUUUUCGGCCUUUGAUGAUGACGAUAGUGGACAAGUUGACCUUGUAGAAUUACGCGACGCUUUGUUGCAUACUUCGCCGGAGCCCGGCGAGCGAUCUUUGACUGAGGAGGAAAUAGACCGGGUCAUGGACGGUUUCACGGGAAGGAGAGCCUUCAGCAAAGGCAACAGCAAACUAGGGGGAUUGGGAAAGCGUGGAGAAGUCUUCAAGUACCAAGAGUUCGUUCAAUCAAUCCUGGGGGGUAGUAAUGGCAAACCCGAGGCUGCCGAUUCGGAGGAAGAGGCCUAAUUGAUACUGGUUCCAUUUCUGCUUUCGUCUGUAGCCGGUGUCCAGGAUCAUGCGUACAUAUAGAUAUUUGCCAUUGGUUGGGUGUGUUCAGAAGGAAAUGUAAGGAAUUUCACGGGAGUGACGGACAGAAAGUAGUAAGGUGCACUCCAAGUCCUACCCAUGCUAUAGGCUUUUCUUAUUUAUGUCAUGAGAGUUCAAGUGCACAGUUUACGGAAUUUGAACACAGAAAUAGAGCCGAACACAUGCAGAUUGGCAGAGUAACCAUAGCCUGGCUUGUGUUGUAUUAUGAAAUAAAUCUCAAAACAAGCACAUGUUAUUGUGGG